Molecule: messenger RNA, 2886 nt
Organism: Pristis pectinata (smalltooth sawfish)
Lineage: Eukaryota; Metazoa; Chordata; Chondrichthyes; Rhinopristiformes; Pristidae
Exons: 4
Coding region: 44-871 (275 amino acids)
Source: RefSeq, a predicted model, not a curated record
AGAGGUUUCUACUGCAGAGAGCUUCUACUUUGCAGCUGGGAAGAUGUCAACUGUACUAGAACAAAGUGAAAAACGUUAUGACCCUGAUGAUCACACUCUGAAAUUUGUGAAAGGAAAAGAUGAAAUCACAGGAGAUGAUGAUCCCAAUAUUUUGCGGGCAGAAAUGUCCUGCAAACAUGCAGUAGAUCCAAACUCACUGACUGCAUGGUGUCGAAGCCUUCUGGAUCGGGGUCAGUACAAGUUCUACUGCCCAGCACUGAAAGAUGGAACAACAGAGAAGUGUGGCCAGGAAUGGCCCUAUCACGAAGUUCGCAAAUUGGCAGUGCUGACCAAUGAGGAGCAGCGACACUUUGAGGAAACAGUUGCUGUGUUGGCUGCAGCCGAGUAUUGUGAAUACAAAUCAUGUCCUGGAUGUGGAACAUUCGUUGAACGCACAGACCUGAAUAACCUGAAUGUUUGCUGCAUCAUCUGUACUGCAGAGAAAGGAAAUGCUUAUGAGUUCUGUUGGCAGUGCAUGAAACCAUGGAAGGGGCCUGGCCCACGUUCUGACCGAUGCGACAAUGAAGGGUGCACCAAUGUAGAAUUGGACACUCUUCGCAUUUGCCCAUUAAUCAGCCUCUGUGAUAGUGUGGUGAAGAAUUGCCCUUCCAUUCGAGCCUGCCCAACAUGCGGUAAGCUGCUCGAACAUAACCAGAAGGGAUGUAAAAAUAUUUUCUGUUGCAGGUGUAAUGUUGAAUUUUGCUUUGUCUGUCUUGAGCUGACGCGAACAUGCCAGGCAAAAAGACCAGGGUCAUGGUAUAAUCUCUGUGCCAAAGGAAUUGCACCAAGGCAAACUUCAAUUCCAAUGUGGAAUCGAAAUGGUUCUCAAUAAGUACGUUACAGAGAAAACAUGGCACCAACUUCCACCUGUACACUGAGGGCCCUCAGCUUCAUCUUACUAUCACUCUUCCAAUCAUUUGCUCCCUUUAAAUUAUUGGACUCUUUGUUUUACUUUCUAAUCUGAACUAUCAUCCACCAUUUGAAAAUUGAAGCAAUGACCUUCAGCCCCCAGCGGAGACAUUGUUCCAUUGCCACUGACUCCAAGCUUCUCCCUGGCAGUGUCUGAACCAGAUUAUUUGCAACAUUGCUGUUAUACAUGGCUUGAGUCGAACUUCAGAUCUCAUAUCUGUGCCAUCAUUUACGUCACCUAUUUCCACAACUGUAACAUGACACAGUUCUGCCUCUGCCUAAUCUGUAUCUUUGUGAUAUGUAAAAUUCACUAUUAUAGUGAACACUUGCUGGCCACCUUUUUCUCUCUGUAAAUUUGUACUCAGUGAAGUCUCUGCUGCCAGUGCCCAAACUUACACAGACACCAUCUCGAGUAGCUACCUUGCAAUUAAGAAAUUCCUUAGUUUUGAAGUUUUCAUCAUUUUCAAACCCCUUCAGUGAUCUUCCCUUCUUUCUGUAAUCUCCUCCUGCUCUACAACCCUCCAAGAUAUCUGCAUUCCCUUUAAUAUGAGCCUCUUGAGCAUCGGUGAUUUUCAUCACUUCAUCAUUUCCAGCUGCUGUGACCUUAAGUACUGUAAUCCCCCUCAGUCUCACCAUAUAUCUGUCACGAACAGUGACUACACUUGUCUCAGUACCCUAUUGGCAGUACAAGUGAUUUGCAAUGCCACAUUUGUUGCUAUAUAAAUGUAGAUCUUUUUUCCUUUGUAUCUCUUAUAUUCUUCUGCACGGUAAGAUCAGAUUCAGUAAAUAUAUUGAGAGAAACAGGAUGGGAAGGAAAAUAUAGUUUUUGCUUUGUUGUAAAUUCUAUAGCCAAAAGAAUCAUGAAGAAUGGACUGCGUCACAGUUUCAGUAAACAUUGCUAAUCAGUCCUUUAUUUUUGCAAAAUUGAAGUAAGUGAAAACUUCUCAUUCAUUCCCAGUUAAAGUCGACAGAUAAAACGGUAUGAAAAUGAUGGUGCGAGUUAUACUCACGUCUUUAUCAUGGUUGAAAGAUUCUUAAAAUUUUCUUAAAUUCAGCUGUCCAACAGGCACUGAUAACACAGCCUGAUCAAUAGGAAAGGUUUCAAACUUGCUGGACAGCUAAAUUAAUCAUUUACAUAAAAGAAAGAUGGCUUGAAGCAGUCCAACAAAACAUAUGCUUUAGAGUCCUAUUCUUUUAUCAGAAUAAACUUUAAAAGAAGGAUCUCUCCAUUACACCACAAGCCCCCAAAUCUAGCACCUAACUGAAAAGUAUAAAACAGAAGGAGCAGGAAGUGACAGCUGCUCUAUUGAUUGGGACAAUUGUACAGUAAAGGCAAAAGCACCUUUGAAGGAACAAAUGCAUGAACAUAAUAAAAACUUGGUUUUAAUUAUAAUUGAGAGACACGUAUUGUAGACUUUGGUUAGCGUAGUGUAGCAGUUAGCGUAACACUUUAUAGUGCCAGUGACCCGGGUUCAAAUCCGGCCACUGUCUGUAAGGAGUUUAUACAUUCUCCCCGUGUCUGCGUGGGUUUCCUCCGGAUACUCCCAGUUUCCUCCCACAUUUCAAAGACGUACAGGUUAGGAAGUUGUGGGCAUGCUAUGUUGGCGCCGAAAGCAUGGCGACACUUGUGGGCUGCCCCCAGAACAGUAUGCAAAAAGAUGUAUUUCACUGUGUGUUUCGAUGUACAUGUGACUAAUAAAGCUAUCUUAUCUUAUUUUAUCUUAUCUUACUUCAAUUUUGCAAAUUAAGGGACCAAGAAGAAACUGAUCAAUUAUCAAUUAUCUCCAAGGGAUAGGAACCUCUCCUAGACUUUCAACAUAAAGAGAUCUGUGUUGUUUAUGAAGGAAUUGCUAUUAUUUGAUGUAGUCAAUGAUCGUAUCAACAGCCUACAGUGAAUGAUAUGCUUAUAAUUAAAUAAAUAAUGUUUAUGCAAUAGCA